AAUCAUUUAUUCUCCUCAUGGCGACGAUAAGGUAGCCUGGACUAUCGACGGCGGUACACCGGUUUCUCUCCACUCUCUUUGAACACCAGGACAGAUAGGGAGCUGACUCGGAAAAAAUCGAUCAAACUUUCCGAACUGCCUAAAAACAAAAGAUCUCGAAAUUCUUUCAGUACACUACUCUUGACUGCACGAGAGACGGUGUCUUGUGUGAGUAUGUUAUAUUCGCUGGCUGCCUAGACUUUAUGAAGUACCGCUAAAAUGUUACGCCCAACGAAAAAAGUUAAAUUAUCACAAACCAUUCUCCUACAAAAGUUUCAUCGUCGGUGUUCCCAGCAUUGCCAGAACAAGCGCUCUUCGUACAUUUGUAACCAAAGCUCAGAAAAUUUUAGUGUUGAAUUCCUGUCUGAUGAACAUGCGUGCCAGAGGCCGAAGUUCGCCAAAAUUCCUAUAGCUGUCAUCUAUUGUGUCUGCUCAUCAAAUUCUAGGCAUCAUAAACUGACCCUGGCUGAGAGUGAAUGCUUAUAGGCCUAGCUAGCUGGAGACGUGGUUAUAGUUUGUUGGUGUGGUAGCCUUUACGCUGAUACGUCAUUUGUUCAGAGUUCGAGACAAGCUCAACAUCAAGGAGGCAGGAGGAUCCGAGGAAUACUGAUCCAAGAUGGUUGUCGCUGGUCCAGUUCUACCGGGGGAACAUCCCGCCCGAAGAGAGAACGGAGGAAGCAAAAGAAUGGUUGAGUAUCCCGAAGGGGGUGCGAACAGAAAAGCCUGUAAAGCAUCCCAUACUAUUGAGAACAUGAUUCCUCAAGAGAGCCAGGCAAAUAGUUGUCAGCUUGGCUCUGAGCAACUGAUUUCCUUAUUUGUAAAAUACUAUUACACUCUCCAAAGUGAAGAAAAAGAGAUUCAUUUUUCCACUGCUGAGUUUAACAAAACUGAAAAGAAUAAAAUGUCUAAGGAGCUAAUGCUAAAAAUUGUUUAUAAAUUGAUUGAAUCAGAGGAAGAAACAACAAAUACAGUCUCAAGGCCCAGGCUACAAGAUACAGAGCUCCAGAUGAAGAGUCCAGAUGUGCCAGCUGGAACGCAUGACUCGGGUGAACUCCAACAAGUACCAUCCCCUUACAAAGUCAACGCGGCCAAGCUUGCUGCCAUUUUAGGGUCCAUGGUGGAUGAGAAUUGUUUGCAAAGUAAUGAAAAACUUUUGGAAGCUAAAUCUGUGGAAUCAAAAGAAGACCAGAAUGAUAGCAAAAGAUGUCAUGAUAUUGAUACAAUGUUUGGUAUGAAAUUUUUCAAUGUGAAAGUGCCUCACGCUGUGGUUUAUCAUCAGCGGGUUGAUGUACCAAGGAGCAUUGGAGACAUACCAUGGGGGUCUCUGAAGGAAGAAAAAUGCAGGCUUUACACUUUUAGCAAAUAUCCUUUGAAUGCUUCUCAAUCAGCCAUUCUCUUGGCUAAAGAUGGUUUUGCGUACUGUGGUAGUGGCGCCACAUCAGAUGACUCUGUGAUUUGUUACUUCUGCUCUGCCAGUCACAAGGGCUGGCUCGUCACAGAUAAGAUCCAUGAUGUCCAUGCCAGGUUGUCUCCUGAUUGCCCAAUGAUCUCUCAUGUAAACUGCAACAAUGUCCCUAUGCCGGUGCUUCAAAAUGGACAUGCUCUGUUUGACCAGUUGCAGAGCAAGGAUGAAAAGUCUGUUUGUAGUGAGCCACCGAAAAGUUCUGGGAACACAGAAGAAAUACAAACUGACUGUUCCCUAGAAGUAGAUCAGCCGGAAUCUGAGAGGCGCCAUGUGCGUGGCAGCCAUAGCCAUGUAAGUCAGUAUCAGAAUACAGAGGCCCGUGCUCCAGCUCCAGUGCCUAAACCUACUCAAAUAGCAACCAGAUCUUUGAUGAACCAAGGUCAUUCGAAGAGCAAUAUGCCGGCUCAGUCAUCUGGGAAUAGAAGAGGGUCCAACACUGUAACUGCAUAUCAAGUUUCCAAUGCCAAUGCCAGCUUCAAUGUGAUUACUUCCAGCAAUGUGGUAUCAAGCUCUGGACCUGUCAGUUCUGUUGCAGCUGAUGCUGAGUCUGGAGCCCAAGCAGCUUCCAGGUCUGAGACGAAUGGGACACCUCAGACAACAACAGCAGGUGACUACACAUCACAAGCAACUGCCGCGACUACAGCAACAUCAUCAGCUUCUCAAGGGGGGAGAACGGAGAACAGCUCUGGUUCAUCUACAUCACAGUCACCUGCUCCUGCAAGCUCCAGAACACCCAGCAGUCAACCGUCCUCAACACCCUCUGAUACAACUGCUGGUGGAGAAGGACAGUCUACUACAACUGAGCAGCAGGGGCAAACUAGACCUUCAGCACCGCAGUCUAAUGACUCCACUGGCAGUACUACCCAGCAGCAGGGAGCAGGCCCUUCCUACCAACAGUUAGGCAUCAUUACAGAGAGACCCAAGAGGUACGAGUAUGCCCUCAAAGUAGCACGCUUGAGAAGUUUUGAGUCCUGGCCAAGGGGACAUCACCUGACCAAAGAAGAGCUUGCCGAUGCAGGAUUUUACUUUGCAGGCUAUGGUGAUUGUGCAAGGUGUUAUUACUGUGGUGGAGGUCUACGAAACUGGGAAGUGAAUGAUAACGUCUGGGUGGAACACGCGAGAUGGUUUCCAAAAUGUGCCUUUCUCAGACAGACGAAAGGUCAAGCUUUUAUUGAUGCUGUGAAAAGGCUGAGUGAUGACAACAUGGAUGAGAUUUCGUAUCAGGAUGUGAUGAGAGAAAUGGGUGGCACGGCAGCUGGUGAAGACCUCAUGACAAGAGAAGACCCCUUGAAGUGGGAUGCUGCUGUGCUGGCUGUCACUGAGAUGGGUUUCCAGAAAAGUGAUGCCGAAAGUGCUGCAAAACAUCUAAAAAAUGAAGGUGAAUCCCUGUCUGCGGACAAACUGUUUAAAAGGUUGGUGGAGACGAAGAAACCACGGAGUCAAACAGAGUUGGAUCCUUGCGAAAGUGUCAGCAGUGAACAUAGCGACAGUAAGGAUAGGGAGACGAUUAGCUCCCUGAAAGAACAAAACAGCCAGCUUCGCCAGCAAACUGUCUGCAAAAUCUGUAUGGACAUGGAAGUUUCUGUCGUUUUCCUUCCCUGUGGACACUUGGUCAGCUGUUCUGAGUGUGCGUCAGCCUUGGAAAGUUGUCCUGUGUGCCGACAGAGUGUGCGAGGAAUUGUUCGAGCUUUCAUUGGUUGAAAGUUGUAAAGAAGCAAGGUGCAGUAGAGAGCUAUGACUGCUGUGAUGGGAAAACUGUUUGUUACCGUGAUAGAAGGAGAAUUUUUGGUUCAAUUUGUAGAAGGAGAAAAAAACUCCAGGGAGAGAAGAAACUAUUUUGUAUUUGAUCACAACAAAGUGUGCACACUAGGUUCCCCCUAAGGGAGUCGAGUUUUCAUUUGAUGAGUCUCAGGGUUUCCUGAAUGAUUACGUUUCUAUUGAGAUUGAAUUACGCUACUUUGUGGGUGGUUUAACUCAUUCGCUACAGAUUCUUCUCCAGUCCACAUAUUAGACAAUUUAAGCAAUUCUGAAUAAUUCCAUAUAAGAUACCAGUGGGGGUUUUUUCUGUUUGUGAUCCUUUUUCAAGAUUAUAAAAAAAAAUGUUUUUCAAUAUAUCGGAUGUUAUAAUCCAAAUGUACAAAUAAUAUAUGGAAUGUAGGUAAAUAACUGCAAAUUUUUCAAUAUUUUUCAGUUCUAUAUUUAUUUAUGGUUAUUUUGAUGUAUCAUUCGACCAGGUGCAAACAUAUUUUUUGAGUUUCACCAAAGAUUAUGAAGUUUUUAUUUUCAAAUUUUAUCCGCAUCCAAUCAAAAUUGUGUUGCAUAAUCGCCUCUUACAGGAACAAAAGUUGAAAAUACGUAGCGAAUGAGUUAAUAUGCUUUGUUCCCUGUGAAAUUUACUAAAAAGUGGGAUAGAGGUGACCAUAGUAUGUAGUGCAAUAUGUUUAAAACGUUUGGGUGGCUUUGACCUCAGCUUUUCAACAUAAAAAAUUGUUUUAAAAUAUGUUCAUUUCAUUUUUUUUUCCCAUUUCAUUAUAAUUAUGAUUUGUUAGUAGCUUAAGGGGGAGACGAUCCCGGAAAAAUGUCCUAACAAAAGACUUCCAUUCUCUUUCAUGUAUUUGUGCAAGUAGUUCAUGGUAAAAUGGAUGUAUUGACUCACUAGGCUUGAGCCUAGUCCCGUGUAUUUACGGUGUUUUUGAAAAUCUAAUCGCAACAAAAUGUGCACAGUAGAUCUUCCUAAGGGAAUUUUAAAUUGAUAAGUGACAGAGUAGGCCUAGUUACUUUCAGUUCCAGUUCUUGGUGUCCAUGUGUUCCUGGAGUUGCUUAACUCACUGAAUGCCAGGGGUUGAAAUCCCAAUGCUCCAGGGGUUGAAAUCCCAAUGCUUCAGGGGUUGAAAUCCCAAUGCUUCAGGGGUUGAAAUCCCAAUGCUUCAGGGGUUGAAAUCCCAAUGCUUUAUUUUUUUUUAUUAGAAAAAGAUUAUUUCUUUGAAUUUUUACGGAAAUAAACAUAACCAAUGUUAAAAAAUCAUUGUUCUUUUAAAUCAUGUCAAGGACCAUUAUAUUUGAUAUUGUACAAAUUUGGGCAAAUAUCAAAGGAAAACCAAAGAUGCACUUUUUUAUUUUUAGCCUGCAUCAUAAUACACAAAAAACUGUCUGUUUUGAAGGCUAUAAAAAAGACCAAGAAGGAAAGUUAGCCUUCUGAGUCUACUCUGAAUAAACUUUUGGUCUUUGCGAACACAACUCUGUUUA
Aplysia californica (California sea hare) is the source of this 4750-nucleotide messenger RNA. RefSeq lists its product as uncharacterized. Gene Ontology annotation, biological process: regulation of cell cycle; negative regulation of apoptotic process; positive regulation of protein ubiquitination. The record is from RefSeq and is a predicted model, not a curated record. Gene Ontology annotation, cellular component: cytoplasm; nucleus. Gene Ontology annotation, molecular function: cysteine-type endopeptidase inhibitor activity involved in apoptotic process; ubiquitin protein ligase activity. NCBI's taxonomy places the organism in Eukaryota, Metazoa, Mollusca, Gastropoda, Aplysiida, Aplysiidae.